CCGCCGACGUGGACGUAGGGGAUGCCACGAAGUCCAUGAGGCAAUCGACAUCACAGUUUUUCUGCACAGUAACCCAGGACCCGGUGUGCCUAUGAAGCUCAGAAUAACUGCGCGGUGGCAGCGGCGGGGAGGGUUGCCGUAAGACGUGGAUAAGGCCGCCGGCGUACCUGCCAUUUUGGACGCUUGCAUUGAUGGAUUGAUUCUUGGAUUAUGAGGUAAACAUACUGUACAGUUCAAGUUCACAGCGCAGUGACUACUACAAACAUUCUUUCAACAGCAACUGCUGUGAUACUUGCCCUAACAUGGUCUCGAAAGCAGUGUAAGGGGAGCUCUCUGUCGGUAUCCUGCAUGGGAGGAAGAGUGUCGAGCCUGCCUUCAAGUUGUUCAUGCGGAGGCUGCCACAUCCGCGAUGGUCGUGUACUCAUUCUACAUCUUUGAUCGGCAUGCCGAGUGCAUCUACAAGAAGAACUGGCUACCAUCUACGCUCUCGUCCUCCGGCAAAACAGGCCGACCGUCUUCGCAGGCAUACGGCAACAGUGGAAUCACAGGCCGCUCAACCCUGAGUGCGGAGAACGAUGCGAAGCUUGUCUUCGGGGUGGUAUUCUCUUUACGGAACAUGGUGCGGAAGCUAGGAGGCGAGGACGAUAGUUUUCUUUCAUAUCGAACUUCCCAAUACAAGCUCCACUACUACGAGACACCCACCAAUAUCAAGUUUGUCAUGCUCACAGAUACAAAGUCUGGCUCCAUGAGGAUUGCAUUGCAGCAGAUCUACGUCAACUGCUACGUCGAGUAUGUUGUCAAGAACCCGCUAUCUCCGGUUGAACAUCCUGGUGGCAUCGGAGUCAAUAAUGAGCUCUUCGAACUGAGCUUGGAGCAAUUUGUGGACCGUGUCCUCAACGCUUCUUGAAUACCACUCGCUACAUAGCCGCCCGGACUGUGGCUCGCCGAGAUCUGCCCAUGCUUAUACCGAUCCGUUAUUCCAUUUAUCCCGGAGCCGUACCUGUGCAGAAGGAAAAUCGCCCCCACAAUGAUGUGAUGAACUUUGGCAAUGCUUUGGCACUGUACGGUGGGCUUUCAGGCUACGUCAGCAUCAUUCUAAGGCCAUUCGCGCCUGGGCUUACUUCAAGGGAGGUCUGACAAAGCAUGUCACUUGUCUCACAGCCCAGGGAAUGUGUCACCUUCGGCCCCAGAAGGCGGCGGCGCGGACGAGUAACCCGUCCAGAUGCGUCGUGGAAAGUAUGAGCUGUUGAUACAGACCAACACGAAGUCGAUGUCCUCUGUUCAGGGCGUAGUUCAACGCUCCCGCUCGUUCUGGAACAUGACAAAAAACGUGUUGUGGCACAGCGUCUUGCUGCCGAAAGUUCGCCCAAUACGCGUCUACGGACUCUCAUCCGAGCGCUACUAGGGACUGUUGCGCAGUCAGCCCCGGCAGAGGUCAAAUUGAAAAGUGCAUCGUGAAAAGACCAAUGCCAUCACCGAAAUGCAUGUCUGGAGCAUGAUUGGGUGGAGGCGGCCUCGGUUAAUUGACGCUAGAGCGAAUGUGCCUUGAACUUUGGCGAAUCGCAAUAAUCAUCUCUGGAAAUGGUCCAAAAAGUGCAGAAAAUGGCGACCGGCACCUCGAGCCACGGUGCAUGCUGAUCAGCUUGUCGGAAAAGUCUCUUGAGGGAAAACCCUGGUACGGGGCAACGUCUCCUCGUCAGGAUAGUCUUGUCGGAGGGUUUGAGGCAGCACGCGGCAAUAACACUCAUCCCUGCUUCCAUGUGCUGGGUCAGCACCCUCAUCGCCCAGGGCCGUUGACCAGAACUGAAAACACCAAUUUGGCGGUGAGUGCGGCACAGCAAAUUAUAUUAUUGUUGAAUACGAGUCAGGUCAUGGAGGGGCCAAAUAUACCUAGUCUCGUGUGUCACAGGGUAGCUGCUGGACGUUACGCCUGGAAAUGCGCAUAAAUCUGCCUACCUAGGUACCUAGGUACCUACCAGGAGUACCUACCAGAGGUGACCCAACCAAUGCUGAGGUAGUGCAUGUCGGCGGGAAGGGGCAGUAGUACACAGAAUAGGUAAUGUGUCUGCAAAGAGUCGAUUCUAAGCGUUGGCAGACAAUAUGCACUCCAAGUCGACAGGCUUCCUGGAACCAUCGAAUGAUAGGAGUUCAGCUGGUGCAAAUGCAGAAUGGGCAACUGAACUCGCUGAUGUGCACACCGCAGAAGACGCACAAGUGAAACGCUACACGAGGAAUCUGUGCUGGGCCAAUGGUGGGGUGUCACCAACUAGUACUGUAUAUUGUUCAUGUCUCUGAUCUCAAUUAAUAUUUUGUCCUCCCAGGCCCUAGCGUUCUGGAGAAGUGCCGA
Exophiala dermatitidis NIH/UT8656 is the source of this 2347-nucleotide messenger RNA. RefSeq lists its product as uncharacterized. The transcript is spliced from 4 exons. Gene Ontology annotation, cellular component: TRAPP complex. Gene Ontology annotation, biological process: endoplasmic reticulum to Golgi vesicle-mediated transport. NCBI's taxonomy places the organism in Eukaryota, Fungi, Ascomycota, Eurotiomycetes, Chaetothyriales, Herpotrichiellaceae. The record is from RefSeq and is a predicted model, not a curated record. Bases 410 to 907 code for a protein of 165 amino acids.